Populus nigra (black poplar) is the source of this 1078-nucleotide messenger RNA. Its product is annotated as dirigent protein 22-like. NCBI's taxonomy places the organism in Eukaryota, Viridiplantae, Streptophyta, Magnoliopsida, Malpighiales, Salicaceae. The transcript has a single exon. The coding region runs from base 281 to 847 and encodes 188 amino acids. The record is from RefSeq and is a predicted model, not a curated record.
CUUGUUAAAUGGCUGAACCAGCUGGACAGGUUAACCUAGUUAAUUUCCUCAAAUGUUCUUAACUACAUUUUCCAUUAUUCAGGAAAUUUGAGCCCCUCUGAGAGUCAUCAAAUUCUUGCUCUUGAUGCAACAUCAAGUUCAAGCAAUAAUUAUUUUGCCACAUUAGCCCACUUCCAAAAGCCAAUCUCACACUACAAUAUUCAUCAAUUCUUGCUCACAAUCCUAUAAAUAGACUCUUCCAGCAUUCUUUCCCCAACAUAGCUCAGAAAAAUUAUUCCCUAUGGCUUGUUUUCUUGUUCAAAUUCUUGUUCUCUUGUAUUUCACUGUUUUCUUGACGUUUUGUAGCACUACUAAUGGCAAAUUCUCAGAGAAAUCCCCAAUGAUCAUAUCCACUAAACGCAUGGAGAAAAUGACUCGCCUGCGUUUCUACUUCCACGAUAUUCCCAGUGGGCAAAACCCAACAAACAUGAGAAUUGCUGGACCAGAAAAGACAACAGCUGAUAGCUUUGGCAGCACUUUUAUGGUGGAUAGUCCAUUAACAGAAGAGCCAGAACCUAAUUCAAAACUUGUGGGAAGAGCACAGGGCGUGUAUGCUUUUGCUUCUCAACAUGAUGCUGGAUUGCUUAUGGUUUUAAAUUUUGCUUUUUUGGAGGGUACGUACAAUGGCAGUGCCCUAAGUGUUCUAGGUCGCAGUCCAGUGUUCGAUAAUGUAAGGGAAAUGCCAAUUGUUGGAGGUAGCGGGCUUUUCCGGUUUGCUCGAGGCUAUUCAUUGUCAAAGACAAUCUCAUCUAGCCAAAAGAGCAGAAAUGUUGUCGUUGAAUACAAUGUGACUGUUGUGCAUUUCUGAAUGUUCUUAUUACUAGUGGUAUCUGCGGUUUUCCUUUUCUUUUACCCAGUGCCUACUUGUUGAAUAUGUUCAACACUACUGGGUAGGAAGUAUUUUGAUUUUCCAAGAAUUGUUGUUUAAGAGUUCAGAAUGAUGCAUUGUACAGCAUCGUUUGCACUUACAUUUGCAAGAAAUCUGAGCUUUUCUUUUCAGUUCUGACACAAGAAAUUUGCAGGGAAGUUUGAUUUUACA